Ilex paraguariensis (yerba mate) is the source of this 509-nucleotide messenger RNA. NCBI's taxonomy places the organism in Eukaryota, Viridiplantae, Streptophyta, Magnoliopsida, Aquifoliales, Aquifoliaceae. The record is from the annotation of a GenBank genome assembly.
AUGUUCCGUGGUGAGCUAGCAAAGGUUCGUGCUAAACUAGAACCUUGGGAAAAACAAUUGAUUGAGCACAAUGGAAAACUUGAAGUUACGUCUACCAAAGGAAAAUUUUUGAAUGAGAAGGUAGAAGAUCGGAAUGCUUCAUUGGAUGCCCUCCAGCGUGUUGGAUCAGAAUUGGCAAUGCAUGUUGUAGCAGCAAAACCUUUAUUUCUGUCAAAGGACCUUGUUUCUUCAGAUGCAAUAGAGAAUGAACAUGAGAUUCUCAAGUCCAAGAUUCUCAAUGAAUCUGAUUCAAAAGUGUUGGUUGAGAUGGUGUUGGGGAAUGUUGGGGUUCCAUGGAGAUAUAAGGGGCUUUUGGAUCUAAUUUUGGUUAUCAUGGGUAGUUUGAAUGUAAGGAUAAAACACAUUUACAGAGAAGCUAAUAUGAUUGCUAAUUUUCUUGCCUCUUAUGUUGUAAAGUCCAGAUGCAGCUCUGAUUUUUCUGCUUCUGGGGUGUUACCAGUGGUUGGAAG